AGAGGAGGAGGAGGCUGGGGAUUGUUUGGGUCGAGUGAGGACCUUGACACCUGACAGGCACCGUACAGGUCGCCAGCAUGUUCUCCAGUAAGUUCGGCCGGGCCAUGCUGGGGCUGUGCAGCCGGAAGCGGAGCUCUGUCUGCGGGUCGGGACGGAGCGGCUUCAGCUGGACUGCGGUGCGUGAGGAGCGCACACGGCGGCUGCAGAGGGGCGCCGCUCCGGGGAGCGAGCACCGGGCUCCGCACCGUCAAACCUGUGCUCGGUCAGCCUCUCAGUCCACAGUGGAUCCAGAUGAGGUGAAGCGGUUCCAGGCGUUGGCCAGCAAGUGGUGGGACGAACGGGGGGAAUUUGCAGCUCUUCACGCCAUGAAUGACCUGAGGGUGCCGUUCGUACGGGAUAAUUUGCUGAACGUGCACCGAGCGUGUCACCCCGGGAAGCCUCUGACUGGACUGAGGAUCCUGGAUGUCGGCUGUGGAGGAGGCCUGCUCACAGAGAUGUCAAGAGAUGCACGUGUUUUGAACACAAGAGACACGACUGAGAGGACGACAGUCCAUUUCUACCUGUGUGUGUACCAGGGAAAUUCAGGCCACUGCUUGAAACCGCUGGGCCGCCUGGGAGCCAGCGUGCUGGGCAUCGAUCCAGUGGAGGACAGCAUCCGCACGGCGCAGCUACAUUCCUCCCACGACCCGGACCUCCGAGAGCGGGUGUCCUACCAGGCCUGCACCCUGGAGCAGCUCUCUGGGAGAGAAGUCGGCGAGGAGGAGCAGGAAUCGGCCCGGUUCGAUGCCGUGGUGGCGUCCGAGGUGGUGGAGCAUCUGGCCGACCUGGAAACGUUUGCUUUCUGCUGCAGCCACGUGCUGAAGCCGGGUGGCUCGCUCUUCAUCACGACAAUAAACAAAACCAACCUGUCGUACGCUUUGGGGAUCGUGGCGGCCGAGCAGCUGCUGCGCCUCGUUCCCAGAGGGACGCACGACUGGGAGAAGUUCAUCAGCCCAGUGGAUCUGGAGCGCCUCCUGGAGUCCAAUGGUUUCUCGGUAGAGUCUGUCAAAGGAAUGCUGUACAACCCGGUGUCAGGAGCCUGGUCCUGGACCAACAGCACUGCCAUCAACUACGCUCUGCACGCUGUCAAAGUGGCCGACGAAAUCGACCACAGCGGCUUCGACCCGCAGACUCACGCUGCAGCCACGCACGGCUGAAACACCGCAUCGAAGAACAAGGCGGAGAAUCAAAACAUACUGUGAAGGAUCGAGGCCUGACAUCCCACCGGACAGAUGUGACGUAACAUCCCCGCUUAUUGGAGGGAAGAGACAGAUGUGCCAUUGUCGGCCAACCGCGCUCACAAUGAGACCACACUGUGCUGCUGCAGUGAAACAGAAGGUUGAACCAAUUUGAUGUUUGAUUUCAUGUGCAAAGCAGCUGUUCCUCCUUUUAUUGUGUGUUGAGCUGCUCCACCAUGCUUCAGCAUUUCAAGAAUGAUAAAAAAAUAAAUGUAUGC
This is a messenger RNA of Salarias fasciatus (jewelled blenny), 1495 nucleotides long. It is a transcript of the gene coq3, whose product is annotated as coenzyme Q3 methyltransferase. The transcript is spliced from 7 exons. The coding region runs from base 78 to 1196 and encodes 372 amino acids. Gene Ontology annotation, biological process: ubiquinone biosynthetic process. NCBI's taxonomy places the organism in Eukaryota, Metazoa, Chordata, Actinopteri, Blenniiformes, Blenniidae. The record is from RefSeq and is a predicted model, not a curated record. Gene Ontology annotation, molecular function: polyprenyldihydroxybenzoate methyltransferase activity; 3-demethylubiquinol 3-O-methyltransferase activity. Gene Ontology annotation, cellular component: mitochondrion.